Molecule: messenger RNA, 726 nt
Organism: Melampsora larici-populina 98AG31
Lineage: Eukaryota; Fungi; Basidiomycota; Pucciniomycetes; Pucciniales; Melampsoraceae
Exons: 2
Coding region: 1-726 (241 amino acids)
Biological process (GO): nuclear envelope organization
Cellular component (GO): nuclear envelope; meiotic nuclear membrane microtubule tethering complex
Molecular function (GO): protein-membrane adaptor activity
Source: RefSeq, a predicted model, not a curated record
AUGCAACUGCAACGUAUUCAUAAGAGGUUUCAUGACUUAGAGAGUCGACUCCGAUGGGUUGAACAAAAUUAUGAUAUGCUGUCGAAAACGUUCCAGGAAGAUGAUUCCGUCUGGGAAGAUGCUUCGUCUACAGGUAACAUUGCACGCUUUAUCAAAACUUCCCAGGAAGUGAAGUUCAUGGCCGAAGAAUGCACAAAACAAUGUAUGAAAGAUAGAAACUGGCGCCGCGAUUUUGCAUUCUUUAACACAGGUGGCGACAUAAUCUCAGAUAUCACAUCAAAGUCCAUGCAACCCGCCACAGAUAGUCUUGGAAUCAGAAGUCCAGUCGGCCCUGAGAUGGCAAUAAGUGGCGAUGCAUCCAGUGGCGCAUGCUGGGCAUUUCCGGGAGCAGUUGGUCAGAUUGGAAUUCGCUUACGUCGUCGGAUCGUAGUUCAAGCGGUUACUAUCGAGCAUAUUGGUGCAAAACUGGCACAGAAUGAGAUCGCAUCAGCGCCCAAGGACUUCGAGUUAUACGGGAUCGAAGGAGAUGGAGAAGAUGCUGCUAAUUUGUUGCUUCUCCAAGGUUUUUAUAACAUCACCGGCCCUUCAACAAUGCAGACAUUUGAAGUGAAAGAAGCGAAUUUUCAGUCCGCUCAUCAGAAAGUUGUGUUGAAAAUAACUUCUAACCAUGGAAACCCUGAAUUCACCUGUCUAUAUCGGGUCAGGGUUCAUGGAAAAGAAGCUUGA